AUGACAUCUACUGUUAGUAAUUCAUUGGCUUCCGAUAAGGAAUCUUUAGUUUUAAGAACAUGGAAGGCUAAAGGAAAUACAAUUGCAACUGUUACAUUUAUUCAUGGACUUGGAGAACAUUCAGGUCGUUAUGAACAUGUAUUUAGUAAAUUUGCUGAUGAAGGUAUCACUGUCAAUGCAUACGAUCAAAGAGGUCAUGGUACCUCAUCUGGUCCAAGAGGUCAUUCUCCAUCAUUGGAACAGUCACUCAAGGAUGUUACAUUGAUUGCAUCAAAUGCCGAGGCAAACCUUCCACAUUUUAUCUAUGGUCAUAGUUUUGGUGGUUGUUUGGCUCUUCACUACACUCUCAAAAAGAAGGAACAAGCUCCAACUGGUUGUAUCGUUACUUCACCACUCAUUAAACCAGCUACCAAGGUAUCUUCUGCAAAGAUCUUCUUUGGUAAUCUCUUUGGAAAGAUUAUGCCAACUACCACUGUCACCAACAGUGUCAACGCAAGUCACAUCUCAAAGGAUGAACAAGUUGUAAAGGCCUAUUUGGAAGAUGAACACGUUCACAACAAGAUCUCUCUUGGUAUGGGUAAAUGGUUACUACAAAAGUGUGAUCAACUCAUCACUCUUGCCCCACAAUUUGAAGCUCCACUCCUCCUCAUUCAUGCUGCUGACGAUAAGAUUACUUGUCCAAAGGCAUCUGAAACUUUCUUUGAUAGAGUUGCUUCACAAGACAAGACCCUCAAGUUAUGGGAAGAUAUGUAUCACGAAGUUCACAAUGAAAAAGAUAAGGACCAAGUUAUUGCUUUUAUUUUGAGUUGGAUCAAGGAGAGACUCAAUAGCUCUGCUGUCAUCCCACCAACUGCUGUCGAGGUUGUCGUUGUUCAACAAGAAGAAAACAAGGAAGAUCCUACUUCAACCACCAUCUUGGUUUCUACUGAACAAAAGAAAGAGGAAUCAGCUCCAGUAGUAGUCGUUGAGGAAAAGAAGGAGGAAUCGGCUCCAGUAGUCGCUGAAGAAAAGAAAGAAGAAUCAGCUCCAGUAGUUGAAGAAAAGAAGGAGGAAUCGGCUCCAGUAGUCACAAUCGAUGAAGUUAACCGUAUCGCCAAGGAAAAGGCCGACCAAGAGGAAGCUGACCGUAUCGCUGCUCAAGAAACCGCUCGUAUCGCCAAGGAAAAGUCCGAUCAAGAAGAAGCUGAUCGUAUCGCUGCCCAAGAAACCGCUCGUAUUGCCAAGGAAAAGGCUGACCAAGAGGAAGCUGAUCGUAUCGCCAAGGAAAAGGCUGAUCAAGAAGAAGCUGACCGUAUCGCCAAGGAAAAGGCCGAUCAAGAAGAAGCUGAUCGUAUCGCUGCCCAAGAAACCGCUCGUAUCGCCAAGGAAAAGGCUGACCAAGAGGAAGCUGAUCGUAUUGCCAAGGAAAAGGCCGACCAAGAAGAAGCUGAUCGUAUCGCUGCCCAAGAAACCGCUCGUAUCGCCAAGGAAAAGGCCGACCAAGAAGAAGCUGAUCGUAUCGCCAAGGAAAAGGCUGAUCAAGAAGAAGCUGAUCGUAUCGCCAAGGAAAAGGCUGAUCAAGAAGAGGCUGAUCGUAUCGCUGCUCAAGAAGCCUCUCGUAUCGCCAAGGAAAAGGCCGAUCAAGAAGAAGCUGAUCGUAUCGCCAAGGAAAAGGCUGAUCAAGAGGAAGCUGAUCGUAUCGCCAAGGAAAAGGCUGACCAAGAAGAAGCUGAUCGUAUUGCCAAGGAAAAGGCUGAUCAAGAAGAAGCUGAUCGUAUCGCCAAGGAAAAGGCCGAUCAAGAAGAAGCUGAUCGUAUCGCCAAGGAAAAGGCUGAUCAAGAAGAAGCUGAUCGUAUCGCUGCUCAAGAAGCCGAACGUAUCGCCAAGGAAAAGGCCGAUCAAGAAGAAGCCGCUCGUAUCGCCAAGGAAAAGGCUGAUCAAGAAGAAGCUGAUCGUAUCGCCAAGGAAAAGGCCGAUCAAGAAGAGGCUGAACGUAUCGCCAAGGAAAAGGCCGAUCAAGAAGAAGCUGAUCGUAUCGCUGCUCAAGAAGCCGCUCGUAUCGCCAAGGAAAAGGCUGAUCAAGAAGAAGCUGAUCGUAUCGCCAAGGAAAAGGCCGACCAAGAAGAAGCUGAUCGUAUUGCCAAGGAAAAGGCCGACCAAGAAGAAGCUGAUCGUAUCGCUGCUCAAGAAGCCGAACGUAUCGCCAAGGAAAAGGCUGACCAAGAAGAGGCUGAACGUAUCGCCAAGGAAAAGGCUGACCAAGAAGAAGCUGAUCGUAUCGCCAACGUAGAAGAGACUCCAUCAACUGAAGAAAAGAAGGUAGAAGAAACCCCAUCAACUGAGGAAAAGAAAGUAGAAGAAACCCCAUCAACUGAAGAAAAGAAGGACGAAGAAAAUAAGGAUUCAUCAUCAUCGUCAUCAUCUGAUGAAGAAGAGGAAAAGAAGAGUGAAGAAGCAACCCAACCAAAGCAACCACAACCAGCUCAAGCCAAGGGUAACAAGAAUAACAAAAAGAAUAACAAAAAGAAGAAUAACAAGAAGAAAUAA
This is a messenger RNA of Cavenderia fasciculata, 2526 nucleotides long. RefSeq names its product alpha/beta hydrolase fold-1 domain-containing protein. Gene Ontology annotation, cellular component: membrane. The record is from RefSeq and is a predicted model, not a curated record. Gene Ontology annotation, molecular function: lipase activity. The coding region runs from base 1 to 2526 and encodes 841 amino acids. The transcript is spliced from 2 exons. Lineage: Eukaryota; Evosea; Eumycetozoa; Acytosteliales; Cavenderiaceae.